Messenger RNA from Necator americanus (New World hookworm), 468 nucleotides. RefSeq lists its product as uncharacterized. The transcript is spliced from 4 exons. NCBI's taxonomy places the organism in Eukaryota, Metazoa, Nematoda, Chromadorea, Rhabditida, Ancylostomatidae. The coding region runs from base 1 to 468 and encodes 155 amino acids. The record is from RefSeq and is a predicted model, not a curated record.
AUGCCUACGUGUUCGCAAUGCUCUAAGUCCAUUAUCAAAUCCAGUACGACGCCGCGGGGCAAGACAGCCAGUAAGUCGAGGAAAUCGUCGUCGAGAAGUACGAAACCAACGAAAAUGGUCUUAAGAUCGGCAACGAAUCGUUUGCCACCUAGAAAAGAUGAAUUCGCAUGCAUCUGUUGUCGUGAAGCUCCAGUUCCGAGGCAAACUCGCAGGAAAGCUGCACGCAAGCCGACCGUCAGCACCACUACCUCGACGCAGACGAAAGCGGAGGUUUUGAGGACCGCUAAAAGGCGUCAGUCGCUCAAUCCCGACCCUCCUACGAGCACUCCAAAAUCGUCGUUGCGUCCAGAAGCAGCAUGGAAUGUGGUGAAGAAGCGUUGGGCGAGUCGCCUUGGCGAUCUGGAUGAUCCCGAAUUUCAUUUGCCGAGGCGCAAUCGCACCCCGGAUACAUUUUCCUCUGAUUCCUAA